AUGGCUGAAGCGACCGCAGACUUAACAAUGUUACGAAAAUCGCGUGAACCCAUCGUCUUCCAGGCUAGAGUUAGAAUUGACAAACUGCAUACCAGGAAUGCCAGAUCGAUUCAUCUUAAUGAGCACCAAGUACCUCAUUUCCCAAGGCUGGAUAUGAAUUAUCUGAAGGAACUGACGGCAGCAAAUUCUCGCCGUAUUCCAGUAAGUGAAAGAAGGGGGCGACGACUGGCAGGGCUCGAUCCGUCCUUCCCGCCGCUGGAAUGCGCGCAGGUUUCCUCGGCUUUAAAAGAGCUACGGGAGAUCGGCAGGCAACCAGUCAGUACUCAGUAUCUCUUCGACCGAGGAGCGCAGUGGAUCACGGAGGACCGUGCGCUCCGACGAGCGAUCCCCUCCACCCUGGAAUCUAAUAUUAUUUUUCUCCUAAAAUACUCGAUCAAAUUAUCGGAUACCGGAGCUAAUCCCUCAGCAUCCACGCACAUCGAACGUUAUCUACAGCAGCCACCCAGGAUUCAGGAUAGAUACACCAGACGAGCUUCGGAGGCCACCCAGGACCCCACAAUUGCUACAGUAACGAGGAACAUCGGAGGAAUCUCAAUCCGAGGAACCGACAGAUGCAGUUGGAGGAAUGCAGAAAUAGAUAACAAUCGCGGAAGGUGCAGUACUCCAGUGAUGGACGUCUACGAAUUGAGUGAGGCCAAGUUGCAAACCUUGAAUUUGGAUUUUACAAAAAAGGAGCUCUCUGGAUAAAGAUAACUAGGCAUUGCGUGCCAUGAUGAUGGCAAACUCCUCAAAGAGUGUAAUCGCAAACCAAUGUUUCCGAGGAUAAGUUCCAGCGCUGAGAUGAUGCAAUCAACGAAGCGUGCUUCGAAAGUAGUGCAAAGCAAAUGCAGCCCGCGAGCUACCAAAUUCCUAUACGGAGCACUUUUCUCUGUCCUUCGCCGCUGAGAAAAAUGUAUUCUUGAAUCAAAAGUUCCGGUGCUUUUGAAUUCCGCAUUGAUAAUACAAUAGUUUAUGUCAAUAAUCCAAUAAAUUUUGUUUCAAUGAAAUAAU
This is a messenger RNA of Belonocnema kinseyi, 1050 nucleotides long. RefSeq lists its product as uncharacterized. The record is from RefSeq and is a predicted model, not a curated record. The coding region runs from base 1 to 747 and encodes 248 amino acids. The transcript is spliced from 5 exons. NCBI's taxonomy places the organism in Eukaryota, Metazoa, Arthropoda, Insecta, Hymenoptera, Cynipidae.